AUGUUUUCGGUUACUGAAACUACUAAAGGUAAACAAUGUUUAUUAUUUGAUGAAUAUCGUUAUCAUCGUGAACGAAUUCGUAAUACUACUACUUAUUGGCGGUGUGAACGUAUUGGUGAUUGUCGUGGACGUGUUAUCCAAAGAGGUGAUGAUUUACCUAUUGUCACAUCACCACACAAUCAUGAUCCGGACAAAAUACGAAAUGAAAUCGAACAAUUUAAAACAGGCCUGAAAAAAAGUAUACGUGAAACACAAACACCUAUCAAAAAAAUAUAUCGUUCUGAACUUAUUAAACGAUAUUCAAGUAGUCCGGAUGAUGUUUGUGAAUUACCUAUGUAUCAUCAAAUAAAAAAUUCUUUAUACCGGACAAAGAAUGAAAAUUAUCCAAGUGUUCCAGAAUCUAUUAAUGAAUUUGUUCUUGAAGGUAAAUGGCGUAUGUCAUUAGACAACCAGGAUUUUAUUAUUAUCGACCACCAUAAUCCUCGAUUCAUUACUUUUGGUACAGCACAAUCAUUACAAGAUUUAUGUGCAGCUGACCAUUUGUUCAUGGAUGGAACUUUCAAAUCAUGCCCAUCAGUAUUCGGCCAACUAUAUACCAUUCAUAUUGAUUCAUCUGCUUCGAAUGUUUUAAAUCCAAAAUUCAUUACGAUUGACUUCGAGAAAGGUGCAAUUGCAGCUCUAAAAAAUGUAUUUCCUAAUUCAAAAAUUAAAGGUUGUAAUUUCUACUACAACCAAUGUAUUUUCAGAAAAAUUCAAGAAAUUGGACUACAACAAGAUUAUUAUAAUUCAUCGAACGAUGAUCCAACCAGUGUAAAACGUUUAGUACAAGGAACUGGAGCUUUAGCUUUUAUGCCUAUUCAAGAGGUCAAUGAAUUAUGGUGCAAAAUUAUGGAUAAAUUUGAACAUAUACCACGUUCACAAGAUUUCUUUGAUUAUUUUACUGAAACAUGGAUUAAAAAUGGAUGUUUAUUUCCAAGAUGUCUAUGGAAUUAUUACAAAUUCAAUGGUGCCAGAACUAAUAAUGGUUGUGAAGGAUGGCAUCAUCGACUUAAUUCAAAUAUUAACAGUUCGAAUCCAAAUUUAUAUCAAGUUAUUGAUGAAUUAAAACGAGAUUAUGCCUUCAACAUGGCCACAAUCAAACAACUUACUAGUAGUACAAGCAAACCUCGACGAAAUCCAAAAUUUGUUCAUCGAAACCAACGAAUUAUUGAUUUGAUGAACCGUUAUGAAGAAGGUCGUUUGCCAUUAACUGAAUAUUUCGAUAAAAUUAGUCAAACGAUUGGUAAAAAAUCACAAUAA
This is a messenger RNA of Rotaria sordida, 1299 nucleotides long. The record is from the annotation of a GenBank genome assembly. Lineage: Eukaryota; Metazoa; Rotifera; Eurotatoria; Philodinida; Philodinidae.